Eremothecium sinecaudum is the source of this 660-nucleotide messenger RNA. Its product is annotated as HDL055Cp. The transcript has a single exon. Gene Ontology annotation, molecular function: riboflavin reductase (NADPH) activity; FMN binding. NCBI's taxonomy places the organism in Eukaryota, Fungi, Ascomycota, Saccharomycetes, Saccharomycetales, Saccharomycetaceae. The coding region runs from base 1 to 660 and encodes 219 amino acids. The record is from RefSeq and is a predicted model, not a curated record.
AUGAAAGAACAAUUUAAAGAGACGAUGUCUAGGCUAACAAUGCAGGCGAUGAUAAUGACAACUUCGGGUAUGAAAGGUGUUACUUUGGGGAGUGUUACUUCAUUUUCUAUAAAUCCAAGACCAAUGAUUCAAUUUAAUUUACAGGUACCUAGUUUCACUUCACGGGAAAUACAUACAACAAAGAAAUUUGCCCUUCAUUUGUUAUCACCUAGGGAUGAAUGCGUUAAUUUGGCUAGAUUAUUUAGUAAAGGUGCAAUUAAGGGUACAAAUAAUGUUUUUGUAUCGGCGAAACCUUUCAUAGCGCUUGAGAAAGGCAAAGACUAUAGUAUCCAUGAUGUCGCGGCCUCAGACGGCCAGAUUAGUACGACCCUGAUUGGUAAUUCUUUUAAAGGUAAAGAAAUGCAUUAUAAUAGCGGUUGCGAAGAUGUAAAUAAAUCGCGCCGUAUUCAGAUUCCUGUUUUGAAGCUUGCAGAGCGUGUAUUGAUUUGUGAGGGUAUUCAUUGUAUUCAAGUAUGUGAUCAUGAAAUAUGGAUUGGUCAGGUAGAGCAAAUUCUCAAUCCUAAUGAUGGUUCAGUGAUUGGAAAUUACCAGGAUGAAAUUACUGGAGGGUUACUUUAUUGUAAUAAACAGUUUCGAAAAUUAGGGCAAGUAAUUGGGUAA